Amaranthus tricolor (Joseph's coat) is the source of this 345-nucleotide messenger RNA. RefSeq lists its product as uncharacterized. The record is from RefSeq and is a predicted model, not a curated record. Bases 1 to 345 code for a protein of 114 amino acids. The transcript has 2 exons. Lineage: Eukaryota; Viridiplantae; Streptophyta; Magnoliopsida; Caryophyllales; Amaranthaceae.
AUGGCUUUUUUUGUAAACAGCUGCUCUGUGAGACACCUGAACAUCACCUGGGUGACUUUGAUUCCAAAGCUUGAUAACCCCACAUCAAUCGAGGACUACAGGCCAAUCAGCAUGGUCGACGCUCUGUACAAAAUUAUCUCCAAGAUCCUCACAGACCGUCUCAAAGAAACAGAUUUUAGAUGGUGUGUUGAUUGCGAACGAAUCAAUAAGAUGGUUGAGAAAAAAAAGAAUUUCCCUGGAACUCUUAUCAAGCUAGACUUCCAAACGGCCUAUGAUUCGGUAAGCUGGUCCUUCUUGGAACUUGUAAUGAAAAAGCUAGGAUUUGGUAGGAAAUGGAUCAGGUAG